AUGGAUUCCGGAUCCCUGGCCCUUGGAGGUCUUUGCUUCCUGGGAGGUUGGGUGAUUAGAGGGAGUCUGAUACCAAAGGCGGAAUUGCCUGCCUGUAAUUGCCAUUGCGCUUGUGCUCAGACAGAUCAGCCAUCAAAGGGCGAAAGUGCCUACAACUACUUUAUUGGAUUCUGCUUUGUGGCCUGCCUUGCUGUGAUCUCCAACGCUGCUUUAGCUUUGAAAGUCACAGUGAAGGGGCAAUCGGGUGAGCAAGAAGUGGCCUUGCAGAUUAAGGGCAAAUCCAAGGGCGUGUACGGAGCUCGUCUCCGGGGAAAUAUCGUCUACCUGGACUAUGGAGAACGGCCCAUUUGUGUGCACACUCGUGUAGUUCUGGCGGUUGUAGACCACGCGACCUUUGAGUACACCAUCCUUACCCCGGACCACGACAUAUACACGGAGAUUCUGGACAUUUCAAAUCCUGACUUGACUAGGUUCUUUACUUCCGGACCCAAUGGGGGCAUCCCUAGAGGCGUCUCUGCUCGGAAUGUUUACGCUUUCGGCCCAAUGACAGCGAUUGAGCUGUCGAGAUUCAUGCAACUGGGACGAGAGGAGGCAGAGGCUGAGAUCAGUCGCAGAGGCGCCACCGCGGGGGCUGGAUUGGGUCCGCUUGCGCCGGCAUUGACCCCCUCUUCUGGCGAUCUACCUGGUGGAGACGGCCACUUGUGGGUGCUGGCGGAGUACGUGCCGGGCCAUAAGAUUGGAGAGGAGGUCGAGGUUUCCGCUGGGACCCCGAUCCUAGAUGGCAGAGCUUUAGUCCGGAUAAAAGAUUCCAGUGGAAAGAGUGUGGUGGCUCUGGCUGCAAGUGUUCUGCCGGAUGAUUUGGGCAACUUUUGUGACGAGCGGGUCAAGGCCUGUCGCUUGUCAGAGGCGAUGCAUGGAGAUGAGCGGCAUGCUGGAGAGGAUGUUCGUACCAUGUCAGUCGUCUACUUGGCUAACGGGGAUCGUGGAAGGAACAUCAAGGAGACGGUAAAAGAAUUCCGCGCGGUCGAGUUCGACGAUUUCCCGCUCGAGCCGAGGACCUGCCACGACUACCUGAAGGCUGUGACUGAGGUUGCUGAAUCUUGCUACGGGCAGCAUCUUGCCUGGGUGGCCCAAAGCAAGAUACCAGAAGGUGAUCGUGCCAUCUACGAAGACGAGGUACUCAGUCAUGCCUUGGACCUAGCCAUAAAAUAUGACUGCUUGAAUGUGGUGAACUUGGCGAGCUUCGAGGUGUUGGUGCAUCGCAAGCAGUUGCUUGCAGAGGCGCACGUUAUCCCCGGCGCGCCUUCUUAUGAGGCGGCGGACUUCUUUAUGGGAAGGCGGUUCCGGCCGGGAGGAGCGAUUGUGGUUCCCAGUCUUACCGAGCAUGUGGCUCGCCGCAUGCAUGAGGAGAGUCAGGUCCAGAAAGAAAAGCGCGAGAUGCUCGAGAACAAAGGCAAGGGCAAGAACAAAAAUCCGAACCCCCCGCCGAAUCCGAAGGAUGCGGGGGCGGAUGGACCUCCUUCGGGAAACUAUCUUGCUCGUGGCACUCGGCGGCGAAUUCAAAAGAGGAUGCACGUUGUUGAGGAGGUGAACAAGGCCAUCACUUCAUUAAAUUUGCUGUUUUCGGGCGGCUUCGAGACCGGGAACGAGUUUCAUGCCCUGGCCUUGGAGGAUAUGCCGCUCGCGCAGAGGGGGGCGGUCAAGCAGAUCAUUGCACGGGUUAAGCAAGCCGGUGCACCUCCCAAAGAUGCAAGUACCGCAGGAGCCCUUCAGGCGCUCCGCGUCGCCUACAGUCGUUAUGGGGGCGAUCAAGUAGGUGUUGGCGAUGUUGUCCCGAUGAAGUUGGACCAGCUCUCGAUUCCAGGCCACGGUUUGACUGGCGUUGAUAUUCAGAACCUUCUAGAUGGGAAGGCAGGAGAGUUCCUUCGCAGGCCGGAAGAUCACAUGCUCCAGGAUUUCAACAACUGGGGUUCUUUGAGCGAUGAGGUCGCUAGCAUAAGGACAUAUGAUGACCCCCAGCUUCGCAAUCGCAGCUUCUAUGCCCGGUUUCUGCAAAAACUCAGCGGGGCUGGGAUCCUAACUUUCUCAGCUCAGCCGAGGGGGAGGGUUGGCUCCUUUGUCGUACGAAAGAAGCCGAAAGAGAUCAAUGGGAAGCUUCGUGAAAGGCAGAGGUUGAUACUGGAUUGCCGGCGCGUUAACCUGCAAUUCCGGGCGCCUCCCUUGACUGAGCUGGGCUCCUUGACGGCUGUCGGGGACUUGGAGGUGCCGAAUGAAAAGAACUUAUAUGUGGCAGGCGGUGACAUAAUGGAUUGUUUUUACGCUUGCAGAUUGCCUCCGUGUCUCCGUGAUUUCUUUUGCCUCAGCUUUGACAUAUCGCUUCGAGAGGCCCUACAAGUAUGCCUUGAAAGUGUGCCUGAGGAAAUGCGGGGGUGGGACCCGGAAUGCAUCAUCUCUCCUGGCAUGGAUGUUCUCCCUAUGGGGUUUUCUUGGUCAUUCUACUUGGUGCAAUGCCUACACGUGCAAGCUUGUGUUAAGACUUUGGAUGGGGAAGCGGACAGUGUUAUUCUGGAUGCGAGGCCUCCUCCAGACCUGGUCCACAAAGGUGUUGCCGCCAUGCCUUAUUGCGACAACACCCAUGUAUUGAGCUUCGAUGCGGAGACAGCGCAAUCUGGCAAGGAACGGGCCACUCCGGAGAGGAUGUGGAGGCUGCGGCGGGCAUGUGAGUAUGUAGAAACACACCGUGUAUCCUCCGAUUUGGUGCAGCGAUUGCUUGGGCAUUGCAUGAGCAUCCUGGUAUUGAACCGUGGGGGCAUGGGAAUUUUCAGAAGUGCAUAUGAUUACGCCGGCAAGGGGUACAAGUCACAUUGGUUAUGGCCCAGUGCUAAGAAGGAGUUUCGUAUUUUCAGUGGGCUGCUCCCCAUCCUUGUUGCGGAUCUUCGGAGGUCGUGGAGCGAGAAGGUUACUGUUAGCGAUGCUUCUCCAGAGGGCUACGGUAUCUGUGAAGGAACGUUCUCUGUCGAAGAGGUGCGAAAAACUGGGAAGUGGCAAGAGCGGUGGCGAUACAAAAGGUCCCCCAUCGAGGAGUGGGCGCCGAGGCGCCGUGCCCUGGGCUUAGAUGUUCUUCGUGAUGUCGCUUCGGCACGCUGUGACCCACUGGCUUGCGAGGAGACGGACAUGUACACACGCAACGAAUCUUUUGAAGAAGUCUCCACCUCUUUCUUGAAUCCGCAAGAUUAUGAAGUUGUUUUGAAAGGGCGUUGGAAUCACACCCAAGAGCACAUCACUCUGAAAGAAGGGAGAUCUUUGGUUUUAGCUGUUCGCCGUAUUGCAAGAAAUGCCAACAACCAGGGAAGGAAACACCUCAUCCUGGUCGACAAUUUGGCCCUGGCGUUCUGCCUAGGGAAAAGUAGAGCCGCUAAUCACUCCAUGUUGCGGGUGGCGCAGAAGAUCGGAGCCAUCGCACUUGCAGCAAACCUCGGUCUGCGGGUGCGGUGGAUCCCUUCGGAACGGAAUGUCGCAGACGGGCCUUCGAGAGGUUCGAGUUCUCCGGGCUACUUCACUGAAGUCGGCGAGCAGCGCAGUCCAGGCGCGAAGGGGAACAGCAUCAAUGGGACAAAGGGUUUGGUGAAGAAGCGAAGUGUCUCGACACGCCGCAACGUGGUGGCCGACAUGCAUUUGGAGGUGGAGCCCCCAGGAAAGAGAGCGAGGAAAGGCGGGAUAACCGCCUUAGAGAUCAAGAGCAUCAGCGAGGAGCAGCAGGGGCAGUAUGAUUUCUACCGGCAGAGGUUCAAGGACUUCUGCAAGGAGAACAAGGUGCCCUGGCCAAUCAAGGCCAAGGCGGACGAGACGCUCGCCGACUACUUCGACGUCCUUUUUCUCGAGGGGAAGGGCGUAAACUACGGGGAGAAGACGUUAGCGGCCGUGGAGUUUUAUUCGUUGGGCCUGAAGGGCAAAAUGGUUCGGAGCCGGCGAGCUCUUCGAGGGUGGCGCAAGCUUGUGCCGCCGAGAAGCCGGCUGCCACUGCCCAAGAUGGUGACCUACGGAAUCGCCAUGAGGCUCCUUUUCAAAGGGGAACGGGAGGCUGCUUUGUUGGUCUUGAUGAGUUUCGACACCUACGUCAGGCCGGGCGAAGCUAUGGACCUCCUGAAGAAGAGCCUUGUGUUGCUGGUUGCUGGAGCAGGAAGUCAUUAUCGUCACUACACGUUGGUGAUCAGGGAGGAGGAAGAACGACGCCCGGACAAGACGGGGGUCUACAGCAGUUCUAUAAGAUUGGACAAUCCGAGCACGGAGAAGUGGCUUGGAGCAGCGCUGAAGAACGACGUGAAGAACAAGAAGAUGCAGGAGCCCAUGUUCAAUAUCAAUCCAGCUCGAUACCGAGAGGUGUUCAAAUCAGCGGGAGAAUGGCUCGGCUUGCAAGAUCUUUGCACAUACCAACUAAGGCAUGGAGGGGCCUCCGAAGACCUUGCAGGCAAGGUGAGAGACUAUCAAGGGGUCAAGGACCGCGGGAGAUGGAUGACGGACUCAUCGGAUGCCGGAGGUGAUUAUGGGGCGGGCUCAGCCCAUCAGUCAUUGAGCCCGCUUUGGCAAGAAUGGCGAGAAGCACCUGUUGGAAGCAUCCUCGAAAUCUUCGCGGGAGAGGGCCGUCUUACCAAGGCCUUUCGAUCACAAGGUGUAUCCUGCUACCCCAUUGACAUCACGCUUCAUCCUCGAGAUGAUGUUCUCAGUGACGGGGUGGAGGAGGAGAUCAUUCGGUUAUUGAAGCUGCGCCGCAUCCGCUUGGUAUGGCUGGGGAUGCCUGGCAAUACCUUCAGUGCUGCGCGAUGCCAUGAUGGAGUCGGCCCGGGACCGCUGAGAAGUACGGAGUAUCCUAUGGGAAUGCCGGAGAUGGGAAACAGGGACCGAAAGUCUCUCAUCCUCAGUAACAAGCUUCUCUUCUUUACCUGCCGUAUCAUGUGGUUCUGCAGCUUUCUGAAUAUUCCUUUUGUGCUUGAGCAUCCGUGGUCCUCCAUAGUGUGGGCCACUCCUCUGCUGAAGGCUGGGCUUCCGGAGGUGCCCACACCGAUUGCGGAGGUGGACAUCGCGUGCCACACAGGAGGCCCGCGAAUCCUCGAGGAGGUGGCCCAGGAGGCCAUGGUUUGGUGCGAUGCGGUUCUCGGAGAGCUCAGUGCACCUUUGCUUGGGCGAUAUGCCCGUGUUGCGGGAAUACGGUGCUCGGGGCACCCGUUUUGGUGCUAUGCCUGUGACGACGAUGCUGGGAAUGGACGAGCUGAUGACCGCACGCUCGUUGAUCGCAAGCUGACGCCGAUUCUCACGACGAUCCUCGGCCUCUGGGGCGAUGCCGAGGCUCUCAUCUUCUGGUUUUUGGCCCCGCCAGUGGAGGAGGGGGCAGUGCGGCAGCGCUCCCUGCGAGGAUGCUACGUUCUUGGCAGAGAACCAACCAACAACGCGCGAGACGCAGACGCCGCGGAUGCCCGGCGCUGGGGGAAGCGCGGCUUUGCCUGGGCUUUCGAGUGCACGGAGGCUUUUAAGGACCGGGAUGCCCUAGAAGUCUGCGCUGCUGUGAAUGCAGUGGUGGAGCCCUCGCGAAGUGCCGUCCCGCCACCCUGUGAAAGUAAAGUGGAGGCCGUCGGCUCGCCUUGCACUUGUGUCUGCAAGUGUGCACCAGAAGGAUCUCAGUGGAACUUCGUUCUUCUAGGAGUGGGGCAAGGGAGUUUACGGCGCACCUGGAAGGAACCUUCAGCUGACUUUGUGAUCAUGAACCCAGGAGACAUUGCCUUAGUGAAUUACGGCGAGAGGCCUACCUUAUGGCACAUGCGGGUUCUUCUGGCACCUACACAGGGCUCGAGCUGGAUCAUUCUCACGCCGGAUCACGAUUUGUAUGAAGAAGAGAUGAGCAUCAGCAAUCCAGAUUUUGUCGGUUUCCACAUGUGUGGUGCAGAUGGCGUCAUUCCACCUCGCAUUAACCCCCGGAACGUCUACAGCUUUGCUCCACUGACUCCUCAGGAUCUUCGCAACUACUUCAACCAGGGACAGGCUGAAGCAGCAAGGAUACUUGGAGCAGCAGGGGUUCCGGCGGUUGUCGGUGGUCCAGCCCUUCCUGUGCCCUUGAAUCCGGACGGCGGUGCACCCGUUGCGGUUGCACCGGCUGGGUCUGACAAGGACACGUGGAUCGCAGUAGAAGACGGCAUCAUGUACAAGCGUGGCGAUGUGGUUGCGAUGGAUCCCAACCCGUUGCCAAAUGGCCACGUGUUGAUGGGAGACAAAGGGAUGAUACCCGAAGGCGGAAGUGUGCUGUUCGUCCGCAAAGUGGCCGCGGCAGAAGUGUCCAAGCAUCGGUUGACGGACAUCAGACUUCUGCCCAUCUCCUUCGAUGCUCAGGGGGUGAGGCGCAAGGAGUUCUCAACUGCGGUGAGUCUCAUGGACGAUGACCCUCCACAAGGUGGUGGGCUCCAGUUGUCAGGCCCAAGUUCGGCUCUGAAGCUCCUUAAAGACAUGCGCGAUCAGCAGUUCACGCCCAGUACUUUCCACGAGCAUUGGCUAAGAACCUCGGAGAUCCCUCGUGGAGACAGAUCUACAUAUGAGCAUGAAUGCUUAUCACGAAUCAUGGAUGCAAUGAUCAUGGUAGACCAAUUGAAUGUGCCAGCAUUGCAGUCGGCCGAGCUCAUAUUCAGACGAUUGCAGGUGAUUCGUCAGGCCCAUCGAGCUUCUCCUAGCAAUCCAGACUACAGCAGCGCUGACCAUUACAUGGGUUGGAAGUACAAGAAGACGGCAGCGGGUGUCGACAGCGACCUUUCUGCCUAUGUGGCUGGAGAGCUCAAGAAUGAGGCGGCGAUCCUCAAGGAGGCCCGCAAGGCGAAGGAGGAGCAAGAAGCACGCCGCCGCGGCAAGGCCAAAGCAAAGGCCCAGGCCGAUGGCGGAGACUCACAUGACUUGGCUGCUCGCAACCGCGAGCUCUUUCCUUUGCCACUUUGCGAGGAGGUCAUGAAUGAGAUGUAUGCUCCUAGCCGAGAUGGUGACUUUUGUGGCUCAAGCUGUACGGCUUCUCAGAGGGCGGCGCAGCAUGAGAUUUUCAAGGCAGUGGCCAGAAGUUCCUUGCCGAGUACAUUUUUGUCAGAGCGUGGGGCUGUUCAAGAGCUCCUGCAGACCAGCCUCGCCUACGAUGGCAACGAGGCCUCGACGACGGUUCGUCCUUACGAGAGGGGCCUAGUCAGCAUACCAUCCUGUGGUCAUCAGGCUGUGGGACUCAGUGACGUGCUUGACGAUAGCGGCCGAGACAUCGUAGAGGACCCUUCCAGAUGUAUGCUUUUGAAUUCAGAUGAGUGGGGAGAGAAAAUCGAGAGCCAUGAGGGGUUCAGUCCAUAUAUGGAUGAAGUUCUGAAGAAGGAUCCUGCUCAAUACAGCGUCUUUGUAAAGGACCUCGCAGACGCUGGCAUGAUUUCCUUCACGUCAGAGCCCAAAGAUUUGGUCACGCCAUUCUUCGUCAUAAAGAAAAACAAGCGCAUCGUGGAGCCAGCUAUCCAUUCAGAAGGGGGUGGGGGCUUCGGGGAGACCAAUGGGAUGGAACUGAUCGUGGAGGCUGGGUGUAUCCCGUUCUUCGAGUGUCUCAGCAUCGACAGGGUCUUGGUAGACAACAAACCAGCCCCAGACCUUAGCAGUGGUGAGCCAGUUUUGCUGCCCUAUGCGGACAACCUUAACGUUGCCGGCACUGAUGCUCGCAAGGUUCAGAUCGCCAAAGACGGUGCCGUCUCCAGGCUUCGUCGAUUGGGGUUUUUGGUACACGAAGAGAUUGAUGCGGUUGAUACGGUUGAUUCUCUGGGUUUUCGCAUUGACGGCAAGCGGGGCCUGGUCACACCCAUUCCGGAAAGGCUCCAUCGAGUGGUGGUGUGCUUCCAGUGGCUUUCUCGGAGGCCGCGUGUGAGCGCUAAGGCUGUUCAGAAACUUUUGGGACACGCGGUGCAUUUCAUGAUGGUCCGUAGAGAGUUGCUCAGCACGAUGCGCGGGCUCUAUGACUUUGUGCAGCGCGUUGGUGAGGGCAAACAUCGGUUGUGGUCAAAUGCUGCACGAGAAGCCAGGUGGAUCUCCAACCUGCUGAGGGUGUGCUCAACUGAUUUGACGCGCCCUUGGUCGGAAAGAGUCAGCGCUUCGGAUGCUUCGCUUUCAGGCAUAGCCGUUUGUCUUCGAAGUGCAUCGCUUUCCCAAGUAUCAAGCAUUGGCAAAACUCGCGAAAACUGGAGGUUCAAAGGAGUCUCACCCGAGAGCAGGCCGCGCAUGGUGUUACAACAACCUGGGGACCCAUUCGAGGACCCUUCCACGGUUAAGCCCCAAGGAACAUACAGCUUGGAUCCAUUCGAGCUCAGCGAGAACUUCUACGAAUUACCCCAAAGCUUUAUGGCACCUGAAGAAUGGCACCUUGCAUUCAGCCAACACAUGCAGUUUGAUGAGCACAUCACCUUGUUAGAAGGGCGUGGCAUUGUUGCUGCUAUUCGUCAUAAAGCAAGAUGCUUAGAAGCAUUUGGCAAGAGACACUUGCACAUCAAUGACAACCUUGGCAUGGUGUUGGCAGUAGACAAGGGGCGUAGUUCAUCUAUGAGCAUCUUGAAGGUCUGCAGGCGUCUAGCCUGCCUUGUCAUUGCGCUUGGUGCAUCGUUGACCUGCAGAUGGGUGCCUAGUGAGUGGAACGUUGCAGACGCGGGCUCACGAAAGUGGGAGCAUCUGCGUGUGCAGCAUGCUGCUGGGGAUCUCAAAGGGACUCCGACGAGUCGCAAACGAUCCCAAGCUGCCAUCCGAAUAUCACUGGAUGGCCCCACCAAGGAGGUGAAGGCCGAGAAGCGAAGGAAAUAUUUGGAUCAGCAUGUGAUGGAGCCUCGUUUUCAGGGUCAGACUCCUCUGGAACGUGCAGCCAUCACAAUGGAGGUGGCCAAGGAUUAUGCUCAAAGGAUGCGGCAAUUCAGGGCCUUUGCGAAGCAGAACAGUUUGAGUCUUCACAAGACGAAAUUAGAUGGCACCUUUUGCGAGUAUCUCAAUCAUUUGUUCGAAGAAGGUUGCGAUUUGGGAGAAGGCACCAAGUCGCUGGCCGCAGUCGUGGAUGCAUUCCCUUCCUUUUCCCAGAAAUCGAGCCUACCGAGGUCGAGACGUGCUCUACAAGGGUGGCACAAGCUGGAUCCAGGUCGGACGCGUCCACCUCUACCAUGGCCUUUAGUGGCAUACCUCAUUUUGACUCUGUUGAAAGCGAAACAGAUAAGAUCUGCGGUGGCAGUAAUGCUCAUGUUCGUGGCAUACCUACGUCCGGGAGAAGCGCUGAGCGCGAGAAACGAAGAUCUCGUGGUGCCUUCGGUUGUUCAUCCGCACUACACGCUCAACCUCCAUCCCGAGGAGCGGAUGGAAACUUCCAAGAUGUGUUUGUCCAACGAAUCCGUGAUGUUGGACAGUCCUACGGUGCCAUUCCUGGGCAAAAUGUUGGAACGAUUGCGUGGCAGCCAAGCGGGGGAUCUCCUGCUCGGUGUGGAUUAUCAUCAACUCCGCAAUCACUGGCAGGAAGCUCUGGUGAGUAUCAAGCUCGCCAGAAAUCACGCAGUCCUUUACCAGCUACGGCACUCAGGUGCCACCGACAAAUGGGUCAUCGAGCUCUUCAGUGGCACAGCUCAUCUUGCACAAGCUUUCGCUGAGCAGGGUUUCAAUGUCAUUGCCUAUGACAUUGACUAUGGAUCGGCCUGCGACCUACUUGACAGUAAAGUGGAGGCUUCAGUGCGCAGUUUCAUCAGCCGUCAUAACGUUGUUCUGGUCUGGUUUGGCAUGCCAUGUCAAAGCUGGAGCAGAGCUCGCCAAUGGGAUGGAGGUCCCCCUCCGCUCAGGGAUGAUGACUUGUUCCUGUACGGGCGGACUCCUCUCUCUUCAAGCGAUCAGUGCAAGGUGGAGCUGGGGAACCAACUGCUCCGCUUUACAUGCCAUCUUGCCCUCUUGCUCUCUAAACAAGGCACGCCGUGGGUAAUUGAAAACCCUUGGACAUCUAGAUGUUGGCUCACAAAGGAGAUGAAAGUGCUCAUGCAGUCUGGCGCUGAGCUGCGGCAGGUAGAUUACUGCCAAUACCGGGUGCCGUGGCGCAGGAGCACGGGUCUUCUCAGCCACAAUUGUGAUCUACCUCUUCUGCGCUGCUGUUCAGCAUCGCAUGGCCGCUGCAGCGCUACAGGACGGCGGCACAUUCACAUUGCGGGCAAAGACGGCACGGGUGUCUGGUGGGCCUCCCGCGCGCAGCCUUACCCUACUAUGCUGUGCAGGGAGAUAGCAAUUUCCAUGGCCAGUUCUCACAAGGAUGUGGGAUGA
Molecule: messenger RNA, 10320 nt
Organism: Symbiodinium sp. CCMP2592
Lineage: Eukaryota; Dinophyceae; Suessiales; Symbiodiniaceae
Source: the annotation of a GenBank genome assembly